Dentiscutata erythropus is the source of this 942-nucleotide messenger RNA. NCBI's taxonomy places the organism in Eukaryota, Fungi, Glomeromycota, Glomeromycetes, Diversisporales, Gigasporaceae. The record is from the annotation of a GenBank genome assembly.
AUGGAAGAGUCUCAAUUAUCUCAAUUUUCAGAGACACCUACAAUUUAUUCAUCGAUAAAGACAAUAUUGAAUUCUUCUAUUGUUAAUUUACUUCUGAUUUUUGUUCCUUUGGGGAUUGUGAGCAAGUUUGCAAUUUGGUCAGAUACAGCGAUUUUCCUUUUGAAUUCCUUGGCGAUUAUUCCUUUAACGUGGCUGUUAUAUUAUGGUAAUUUACUUUCAGUAUUCCAGGAAGUUUCUUUAAGUUCUGCAUCGCCAGUUGAAUGGUGGUUAUGCAAUGUAUUUGGCAAUUUUGGCAAUCUAGUUGAAUUUAUCACUUAUACCCUUAUGCUUAAUGAUGGGCUAGUUACUGUAGUUCAAGCAUCGAUUUUUGGCUCAAUCUUAUCAGACCUUCUUCCAGUUUAUGGAUAUAGUUCUUUUCUAGGCGGCAUGAAAUAUAAGGAAAUGGAAUUCAAUUUAGUAGCUGCACAAAUAUACUCAUCCUUUUUAAUGUUGAUGGUUUCUGUGAUUAUAAUUCCAACAGUAUAUACUUCAACAAUUGUAGAUUCUGAUCAACAAACAGAAUUGGAUAUAAGUCGUAAAAUGUCGAUAAUCUUGUUGUUUAUGUAUAUUAGUUAUAUCUUCUUUAAGAGUAGAACUCAUCGUGAUUUCUACGAUGAAUCUUAUCUUGAUAUCUACGAUGAAUCUGAAGUCGAAUUAAAAUCGAAACCAGAAACAACACUUUAUGUAACUAUACCUAUGUUAAUUCUUUUAACUACUAUUGUUACUAUCUGUGCGGACUAUCUUUCUGAAAGCAUUGUCGGCUUGACCGAAAGUUGGAAUAUCUCAGCUAAAUUUGUAGGCCUAAUAUUAAUUCCAAAUGUUGGUAAUGCAUCUGACUAUUUAAAUUCAAUUACUUCUGCUCUAGUAAAUUCAAUGCCUAUUGGUAAUUUUUAUAUUUAUUGA